Messenger RNA from Penicillium robsamsonii, 1650 nucleotides. Its product is annotated as Monooxygenase FAD-binding. Lineage: Eukaryota; Fungi; Ascomycota; Eurotiomycetes; Eurotiales; Aspergillaceae. The coding region runs from base 1 to 1650 and encodes 549 amino acids. Gene Ontology annotation, biological process: secondary metabolite biosynthetic process. The record is from RefSeq and is a predicted model, not a curated record. The transcript has a single exon. Gene Ontology annotation, molecular function: FAD binding; monooxygenase activity.
AUGGGGGAAGCAACUGCACCAGCAGUGCAAAAGUUCUACACGGUGGGCGACAAAGAUGAAUUUGACCCCGAGAAGUGGACGUCCAGUACUCCAAAUGAGCUGCCUGAGCGUGACCCAGAGACGCAUGUCAAAGUGCUGAUUGUUGGAGCCGGUUUCGCUGGCCUGAUGACAGCGUUGGAGUGCUGGAGAAAAGGGCAUAAUGUCGUGGGAAUUCUAGAGCGGAACGAUGGCCCUAAUUACAGCGGUUCGUCCUAUCCCGAUUUCCAUGCUCCUGCCGAGGUAAAUGGAAUGAAGAGAACAUCAGCUUCUAACGGUACCGGAUUUAUAGGAGAUCUUAUUAUCAUCCAGCCCUCGGCGAUUGCCGUCUUCCGUCACUGGCCCGACAUGCUUCGUGAGCUCGAAGAAGACAAAGUGACAGCCCCAACCUAUUACUAUAGGCACACCAGUGAUCUCAUCUACGGGCCUUCAGAACCCAGCUACAAUGAUCCCGAGCACCUAGCGGAGCGAGAGAACUUCCCGUAUGUGGGUCCUGUACAGAUCCGAAAGAAGUUCUACACAAUGUUGUUGCGUCAGGCAGCCAAAAUAGGCAUCAAAGUUGACUAUGGGCAACGUGUUGAUCAAUACUUCGAGGAUGAACAGGCUGGUGUGGGCGGAGUCGUGAUAGAAGGUGGCUCAGUUCGAGUGGCCGAUAUAGUCGUUGCAGCUGAUGCCUUCAAGUCUCGAUCCGAACUUCUAAUCGCUGGAAAACACAUGCCCACGCAGUCAAGCGGCAUGUCCGUCUACCGUGUAUCCUUCCCAGCCCACCUUGCUAUGCAAGACGAAGAAGUCCGGAAGCGGUGGGAAGGUGUCACGGCAAAUGAGUUCUGGCUGGGAGCUGGCAUGCAUAUCGGACUGUACGUAUCACCAGAUCUAGUAGCCUUCGGGAUCACUCCACGAGAUGAGUUCUUGGUGGAGGGGAGUGCCAAGGCCAAGGAGUCGUGGGAUCCGGACGUCGACCCUGAAGAGGUGAUUGAAUUACUCCGUCGCUUGCCUGGCUGGCAUCCGGCAGUUGAGGCACUGAUACGUGCUACCCCUAGGGGAAGGUUGAUCCACUGGCCACUGCUAUGGCGCAAUCUGCGUCAGGAGUGGACGUCUAGAGGGGGGCGAGUCGUCCAGGUGGGAGAUUGCGCACAUUCCACAAUUCCAGCAUCAGUCAGCGGUGGAACUCUAGCUCUCGAGGAUGCAAUAACGCUGGCAUCAAGCUUGCAAUUAGCAUCUCAUGGGGGGCCCAGUGGUGCACCUCUUGGAGCCAAAGUUUACAAUCUUUUACGAUACCAGCGUGUCAGCUGCACGCAAAAGAUGGCCUUUGUAAACUCACAGCUCCUGAACGCCACUAGCGACUGGGAUGCCAUCAUGAAGGAUCCGAAGACGGUGCGCCUGCGCUUUCCCAAGUGGGUAUUCAACCAUGACCCCGAAGCCUAUGUCUAUGAGAAAUAUGGGCAGGCUUUUGCGCAUCUUGUCACUGGUGCUAAGUUUGAGAAUACCAACUUCCCCCCGGACAUAAGUUUGUACCCUGGACAAUUGAAGACGUCUAUAAGGAUAUUGGAGAAGGAAAGAAAAUUGAGCAGUUGUUGGAUGGAGAUUGGUCAUAAGGUUAGUGCAACAGAUUGA